UGCCUGUGUGUGUUUUGUGUGUCGCAACCGUGGGCCAGUGUGCGCGUUUUAUUGAUUUGAUGCUCCAAUGCACUUAUUAUCCCUCAGGCGGCCCCAGCUACUGCCUGUUAAUCCCCUGGCGAUGCGACGCCAUUUGCCACGUCCCUGUUGCCCCAUUCCACCAGCCAGCCAGCCAGUGACUCCCACGCCCAGAUGCACAGCGUGCACGACAGUGAGGAGGAUAUAUACGCAUUAGGGUGAGCCACAUAUCAGCAAAGUUGAUCGAUUGCGGCUCAUUAGGGCUUCAUUUAUUCCGACGAUGGCCAAUUGCGGUUCGAUGGCUGAGAAGCCCGAAAUUAUGAUUGAAAAUGAGAAGGGUAUGCUCAGAAAUUCUAGCUUUAUUUUGCAUAACAUUCGAAAAUAUUCGAACUCGAAGUUCGAAUUCCUUAAAGUGACCGUAGUGCCAUAACCAAUUAAACUCUAAAGAUGAGAGAGCACACUUAAAAAUUUCAAAAAAUUCCAAAUGGAUAAAUUGACGCCAUUUAAAGCAAAGUUUCUUUUCUUUACUCAGUUUGCCCAGCGAUGUAGCCUUAAUCUUCAGACGGGCAAUUAAAAAUAAAAACAAAAUUAAAAGGGGUUUCUAAAUUUAAAUGUGUUUCUUGGAAGAAAGAUAUUGAUAAGAUUAAUGCGAAAGAACGAUAAGGUGCGAAUCAUUAUUUAAUUGUUUCGGCUUUUAAUAGUUCACUGAGAAAAAUUGUAUUAAUUGGAUCACCCGAAGGGGUAAAUUUCAACCCCUCAACCCCUUUGCAUUGCAAAUUCGUCCAAUUGAAAAUCAAAAAUAAAAAUAAAAUCAUCAGCAGUCAAUUAAUCAAAUUGGCAUGUCCAUACAUAUGUAUGUACAUCACACGGUUCAUGUCAAGUGUCAAGAAAAAAAACUUAGAAGGAAUCCAAAAUUCCGACAGUGAAGUUGGUUUUAGCGGGAAUUGAUACAAAAAUCAAAAAACCACAUAUUUUAAGACCAAAAGGUUAAUUUAAAGUUAUAACUCUCUUAGCCAUGGACACAGACAAUCCUGGACAAGCAACCGUCGAGGCGGUCACCACCAAAGGGGCAACCGCCGCAAACAACUGGUGCCUGAUUGAAAGCGAUCCGGGGGUCUUCACCGAGAUGAUUAGUGGUUUUGGCUGCACGGGUGCCCAGGUGGAGGAGAUCUGGUCCAUGAAUGCGGACGCCUUUCGUCACCUGGAGCCCAUCCAUGGUCUGAUCUUUCUGUUCAAAUGGCUGGACAACAUGCCCGCUGGUCGCGUGGUCACGGAUAGGAGUGACAUCUUCUUUGCUCGCCAGGUGGUAACGAAUGCCUGUGCCACGCAGGCUCUUAUCUCCCUGCUGCUCAAUCUCCAGCAUGAAGACAUCGAUUUGGGUCAAACUUUGAGCGAAUUGAAGAUCUUCUGCCAGGAUCUGUGUCCGGAAUGCCGUGGACAAUGCUUGGCCAAAGAGGAAAAGAUCCGUAAGGUACACAAUUCCUUUGCUCGACCCCAACUCUUUGUGGUUGAAGACAGUGCGGAUUCGGAAGACGUAGAUUGUUACCACUUUGUGGGCUUUAUGCCAAUAAAAGGCAAACUUUACGAAUUGGACGGAAUGAAAGAGGGUCCCAUCGAGCUUGGCGAGAUCGGCCAGCAACAGAACUGGCUGGAUGUGGUCAGACCGAUUAUUGAGGGACGCAUGGAGCGCUACAGCGGCGGAGAGAUCCACUUCAAUCUGAUGGCCCUGGUCUCGGAUCGUCAGCGAUGCUACGAGCGGCAGAUCCAAAUGCUGGUCGAACUAGCAUCGCCGCUAAGCUACGCGGAUUGUCAGGCGGAGAUCGCCACCCUUAUAUCGUUUGUGAAACUCGAGAAGGAGAAGAAGCGCCGCUACCGCAAGGAGAACAUUCGUCGCCGCCACAAUUAUCUGCCAUUCAUCGUUGAGCUACUGAAGCAGCUGGGCGAGACUGGCCAAUUGUUGGCCAUUUGCGACAAGGCCAAGGAUCGGUCUUGUCCAUCUAAGUCGAACAAAGACACUAUGGACCAGCAACCUCAAUAAGCUUAAUAUAGAUGAUGAUAUCAAACCAAAUUACGCGACAGCUCUGAACUGCCCCAUCGAUUAAUCGGAGCCGAACGCACAUUCCACUUUGAUGGAACUAGGAACGAGAUUUAGUAGAUUCCUAGACAUAUAUUUAAAUAAAUGAAAUAUAACAUAAAU
Molecule: messenger RNA, 2215 nt
Organism: Drosophila mauritiana
Lineage: Eukaryota; Metazoa; Arthropoda; Insecta; Diptera; Drosophilidae
Product: ubiquitin carboxyl-terminal hydrolase isozyme L5
Exons: 1
Coding region: 1034-2056 (340 amino acids)
Biological process (GO): protein deubiquitination; ubiquitin-dependent protein catabolic process
Cellular component (GO): cytoplasm
Molecular function (GO): cysteine-type deubiquitinase activity
Source: RefSeq, a predicted model, not a curated record